Amblyraja radiata (thorny skate) is the source of this 832-nucleotide messenger RNA. RefSeq names its product solute carrier family 30 member 10 (gene slc30a10). Gene Ontology annotation, cellular component: membrane. Gene Ontology annotation, molecular function: zinc ion transmembrane transporter activity. The transcript has 3 exons. The coding region runs from base 98 to 832 and encodes 244 amino acids. The record is from RefSeq and is a predicted model, not a curated record. Gene Ontology annotation, biological process: intracellular zinc ion homeostasis; zinc ion transmembrane transport; manganese ion transport. Lineage: Eukaryota; Metazoa; Chordata; Chondrichthyes; Rajiformes; Rajidae.
GGAAUACAAAGUAGCUGAUAGAACACAAGCAAUGGCCAAGACACAUUGGACUCACCGAUCGAAGCCGGUGCUCUGACACCCACUUGUAAUCACCGCCAUGUGUAAGAACUGCCGCUUGAUCCUCAUGCUGGUGUUAACAGGCGGCUUCUUCCUUGUGGAGCUGGUGACAGGGUACAUGAGCAAGUCUAUCGCUCUCAUCUCGGACUCCUUCAGCAUGCUGUCUGAUGUUAUCUCUCUGAGCAUCGCGUUGGCGGCGGCCUAUGUGUCCAAGCUCCAGAAGAGGGCAGGGGUUUUGGGAGCUCUGCUCAACGCCGUCAUCCUCUGUGCGCUAACUUUCGGCAUCUUCACCCAGGCGAUGUCUCGUCUUUUAGAAUUGAGCAAGUUGGAGGAUGUUGUCCUGGUGCUGAUCGUCGGAGCUCUCGGGCUGGGCGUGAACGUUGUUGGACUGAUCCUCUUCCAAGACUGUUGCUCCAAGAGAGGCAGAUGCAUGCGAGCAGGCAGCUUGGGAAAUGACACAAGAGACCAAUCAGGGAACAGGAAUACAAAUGUUUCGAACUUAAAUAUUCAAGGUGUCUUCCUACAAUUACUGGGCGAUGCUUUGGGAUCUGUUGUGGUAGUAGUCACUGCUACCAUCUUCUAUGUGUUUCCACUUGGAUCGGAUGAUCCCUGUAAUUGGGAAUGUUAUGUCGAUCCAAGCCUGACCAUCGUUAUGGUUAUGAUCAUUUAUAUCUCUGUUUACCCACUUUUAAAAGAAACGGUUCAUAUUUUACUUGAGAAUGAACCCAAAGAAUUGAAUGUGCAGGAUAUGGGUAAGUUAAUGCUUAUUAUGUAA